This is a messenger RNA of Pararge aegeria (speckled wood butterfly), 833 nucleotides long. It is a transcript of the gene Pcmt, whose product is annotated as protein-L-isoaspartate(D-aspartate) O-methyltransferase. Gene Ontology annotation, molecular function: protein-L-isoaspartate (D-aspartate) O-methyltransferase activity. The coding region runs from base 119 to 802 and encodes 227 amino acids. NCBI's taxonomy places the organism in Eukaryota, Metazoa, Arthropoda, Insecta, Lepidoptera, Nymphalidae. The transcript is spliced from 7 exons. The record is from RefSeq and is a predicted model, not a curated record. Gene Ontology annotation, cellular component: cytoplasm. Gene Ontology annotation, biological process: protein modification process.
AAUUGUCAAUUAUAGAAUUAUUUUUAUUUUCUUCUGCAUAAUAAUCAACGAAAUACAAAAAAUAGGGUUUCCAUGGAGUAAAGUUUCUAUAUCUGUAGGCAUUUUAAUUUUAGCGAGUAUGGCAUGGAGAAGCCACGGAAUAAACAACGCCGAUUUGGUUCGAAAUCUCAGAGCAAAUGGCAUCAUAAAAACUGACACAGUUGCAAAUGCAAUGGUUGCUGUUGAUCGGAAGAAUUACUGUCCACAUGCUCCAUACCAUGACUCACCACAAUCGAUUGGAUACUCUGCUACUAUAAGUGCACCCCAUAUGCAUGCCCAUGCAUUGGAGAUACUAAGAAAACAGUUAAUUCCGGGUGAGAAAGCCUUGGAUGUAGGUUCUGGAUCAGGUUACCUUACAGCUUGUAUGGCUUUCAUGCUGGGUGAGACUGGAAGGGUGAUAGGCAUUGAACAUAUACCUGAUUUAGUCACAUUGGCAACUAAAAACAUUAAAGUCGAUAAUCCGGAGUUACUUACCUCAGAGAGAGUUAAACUUGUUGUUGGUGAUGGACGCCUGGGCUACCCUUCUGAGGCUCCAUACAAUGCAAUCCAUGUUGGAGCUGCUGCCCCAACACUACCUCGGGCUCUUGUGGAACAAUUGAAACCUGGUGGAAGACUUAUUGUUCCUGUGGGCCCCGAGGGAGGUGAGCAGCAUCUAACCCAAGUGGAUAAAGCACUUGAUGGUACCACCACAAUAAAGAAGCUUAUGAGUGUUAUUUAUGUCCCCCUGACCGAUAAGAACCAUCAAUAUCGUCCGUGGAGUUAAAGUUUGAAAGCCUUUGAAUGAUAUUUUAUUU